GCAACGGCGAAUGAUGAAGACGCGUCUGGCCACCGUGUGAAAUAUGGCGGCGCCCAUGACUUCUUGAUUUUUUAAGCUGCGCUUCUGCAUACGGCAUCAUGUCUGUGACACUUCACACAGAUGUCGGUGACAUCAAAAUUGAGCUGUUUUGCGAAGCGUGCCCGAGGGCCUGUGAGAACUUCUUGGCCCUGUGUGCAUCUGAUUACUACAAUGGUUGUUUAUUUCAUCGAAAUAUUAAGGGAUUUAUGGUGCAAACUGGAGAUCCUACAGGAACAGGAAAAGGAGGAGAUAGCAUCUGGGGCGAUAAAUUCCCAGAUGAGCUGAGGGAUGACUUAAAACACAAUGUUCGUGGAGUAGUUUCUAUGGCAAACAACGGACCAAACACCAAUGCAUCACAGUUUUUCAUAACGUACGCUAAGCAGCCUCACCUUGACAUGAAGUACACGAUAUUUGGAAAGGUAAUAGACUUCAUCGACACAUUGGACGAGUUAGAGAAACUGCCAGUCAACCCAAAGAACUACAGGCCUCUUAAAGAAGUUCGGCUGAAUACAGUGACUAUUCAUGCAAACCCUCUCGCACAGUGACACCCACGGCAUGCAAGAUACGUGAAAUCCAGCAUGCAACAAGAAAAAGAUGGGUUUUUACACAGGUUUCUACUCAAGCCAUCACAACAAUGAGUUGCAUCUGCGCAACAUAAUUUGCAUCAGGAUGAGGUCUAUACUGCACUGAUGCAAAGCAGUAACUUAGAGCUGUUGAUUCUUGUGGCUAAAAUGAGAAGAAAAAAAAAAAAUUAAAGAGCUCUCUGUGGGUUAAAUGCCUGUCUCAAGCGUUGCAUUCAGUUUUAUUGAUUUUAAACAAUAGUGCACAAGCAUGCAAACAAGAAAACGACUAAAUCACCUGCAUGUUUAUUUUUACAAACUGUCAUACACCAAACAUGUUGCUGUGGAUGCAGCAUUUUUUUUCACUACCAAAACCUAAUUCCAUGGGGACGUAGUACUCCCCAUCCUAAGCCACACUGAACCCAGAAGUCCUACAAAGCUUCCCGUGGUACUCUGCAGACUGUCUGGGUAAACUGCGAGAAACUUUUCAAUUUAAGUACAGUAUCUUUAUUGAGUUCAGUGAAUUGAAAAAUGGGUCACUCACAGCUAUAGGACACUUCAGGACUGUGUCAGUGGGAACGAGGAUAUAUCUAACUAGCACACACUUGUGUAACAAUGCCUCCUACAUAUCGAGUGCAGCGAAAGGCGGCCAUCCAAUGUGACAAAAUGAAAAGAAUGUAUGUGGAGAGGGACACUCCAGUCAUUGCAGACAUAUUCACACUGAAGGCCGUUUGAAUAAUUUAGCAGCACUUCAAGGUCUUCCUCCAGUCAUAUUCUCUCUCUCAGGGUCAUAACACCAGCUAUGAAGCUGAAUUUGAGUUCUGUAGAUAUGUUAUAUAUACACACUCCAAAAUGUGAACUGCUGUUACAGUUUUAUUAUGUUGUACGUUUCUUGAGUGUGAAAUAUUCCUCACUUCAAAUGAGACCUAUGCCUGCAGCGAACAACACUAUUCAGCAAAAUACCCAGGGAAAUUGAGACCUACAUCUGUGGCAUGUGACACUGUACUCUGUAAUACCAAGUAAGAUGUAAUAUACCAAAUAAAUCUUGGACACAUUUCAAA
Ornithodoros turicata is the source of this 1660-nucleotide messenger RNA. Its product is annotated as peptidyl-prolyl cis-trans isomerase-like 3. Bases 99 to 584 code for a protein of 161 amino acids. Lineage: Eukaryota; Metazoa; Arthropoda; Arachnida; Ixodida; Argasidae. The record is from RefSeq and is a predicted model, not a curated record. Gene Ontology annotation, molecular function: peptidyl-prolyl cis-trans isomerase activity. Gene Ontology annotation, biological process: protein peptidyl-prolyl isomerization; protein folding. The transcript is spliced from 7 exons. Gene Ontology annotation, cellular component: catalytic step 2 spliceosome.